This is a messenger RNA of Rotaria sordida, 1476 nucleotides long. The record is from the annotation of a GenBank genome assembly. NCBI's taxonomy places the organism in Eukaryota, Metazoa, Rotifera, Eurotatoria, Philodinida, Philodinidae.
AUGGCUACACAGACCGUACCAAUUCAUCGUACAAAUACAAAUUCAAGUAGUUCAAAUAAAAAAACUGAAGUAUGGUUUAAUGCAUUUGAUUUUGCACCUGGUCAAGAUGAAAAUAUUCGUUGGCUUAAUCGUCCAAAUCAACAAUUAGUGCACGACAGACAUUCACAUGAUGCAGAAAAAUUUCGUAUUACGUUUGAUGUUGAAAAUUUUCAAGCUGAUCAAAUUAAAAUCUAUAUUCAAAAUGGUAAAUUAACCAUAUCAGGUGUUUAUGAAGAACGUACUGAAAAUCGUUUUGUACAAAAAAAAUUUGAAAGAAAUUUUGAGCUUCCAGCUAAUGCUGACAUUGAUUCAAUAGCAUCAUUUAUAACUUCGGAUCAUAUGCUUGUCGUUGAAAUUCCACUUCAUACAUCAACGCAUGUUGAUCAUUUAAGUGUUACUAGCAAUCAAAAUAAUCAACGUCGUCUAUCAUUUUCAUUAAAUAAAUAUAAUACAUCAAAUAAUCAAGAUUUAUUAUCGUCAUCAAAUGAUGUCUCUAAUUCUUCAACAGCAGAUCAACAAACAUCUAUUACAAAAACUACGAAAACAACAACAACGACGACAAGCGACUUAACUGAUCUUCCACGUGAAGCAGCUGAAUUACUUAAGAAUGUGGAUAUGACAAAUGCUAGCAAUAUUCAAACUUAUAGUACACAUACAUCGGAACGUUAUUCAUCGAAUACAGGUGUUCGAAAAAUUGAUACUACUGAACCUGAUAGAUCAUCAUCGACAACAACUACUAAACAAACAGUAUCAAAAAGUUCGGAUUUGGCAAAUUUACCAAUAGAAGUUUCACCGGAACUUUUGGCUAGUGGUGGUACACUAACAAUUCAAAAACGAAAAGUUUCAACAACAACAACAACAGAAGUCGAUAGAAGCACUGAUCAAGGUGCUUCUAUACCAAUUACACGUAGCACUGAUACACAAUCAACAACAAAAGAAGUCCAUAGAAACAUUGAUCAAGGUGUUUCUAAACCAAUUACACGUAGCACUGAUACACAAUCAACAUCAACUAAAACUGCAAGUACAACAAGCAAUACAUCACAAAAUACAUUAAAUCAACAACAGUCAAGCACUAGUGAACGUGGUGAUUCAAAAACAAUAUCAAGCAUCAAUCAAAAUAGAAAAUAUACACUUGAAGAAUUUCUUCAAAAUAAAACAUGGAAUCCAUCUCUUGUUGAUGGCCCUGGUGGCAAGAAAAUUCUCAAUAUGCGUUUACAAAUGAAGCCAGGUACAACAUUGGAUCAAAUGAAAAUUUCACUUAAUGGAUAUGAUUUACGCAUUGAGGUCAAUAAUAAAGUAUCAACUGAUGGUAUUCACUAUAUAAGUGAACAUAGUUAUCGUCAAAUUACUCUUUUUCCUACUUGUGAAAUUGAUCAUUUGACAACAGAAUUGAAAGCUGAUGGUUUUCUUCAUAUUAAAGUCCCUAUCAAAUUAUAA